AUGGCCGACAACGCGUCGCCAGGCAAGCCUGAACCCGUCGAAGACCCCCCAACCCUCAAAUCAGAGCAGGAUGGUGCCCCCGCGCAACCGUCCAACGGAAAGCCGUUAAACGGCGAUACGAUCAUCGUUCAAGUCAAUGGAUACUCCGACGACGACGACGCGACCUCUACCACCAACGGCCACGCUGCCCAGAACCACGACUCCCACGCUCAUGAUGAUUCGGAGCGCCCGGCCAAGCGACAACGGACUCGAGAUACGACACCCCCACCUAGCGCGCGAAAGCCAAAACCAGAAUCGCCACCGUGGAAGCAGGCCGCUGCCGAUGGUCCAACCUCCUUCACUGAGAACGGCCGGCGCAAGUCAGGGCGCAUCAACCUGCUCCCGUUGGAACUGCAACCGCAAGGCAAAAAGCGGACGACCCGGCGCUCUCUCGGUGGACAAAACAAGACACCAAAGAAGGAGGAACGGACAACCUCUUCCAGAACGUCACGAACGACGGCCGCAACCCCUGUUUCGCGACAAUCACGGAAAUCGUCGACAACGCAAUCUGCCCCGAACUCUUCAUCAAAAAUACCAGCAAAAAGAGCCGCCCCAAUACCGAGAUCUGCCAUUAAAAUCCGCAGACGUUCGCCUUCACCUCCCCCAGUUCACACUCGGCAUUCGACGCGACCGACACGAUCAUCUCGACAUGCUGACACCGAUAUUAACGAUGGACUUGAUUUGAAACGGUCACCUCGAGCUAAUCUCCGCGUCGGCCGUUCUGGAGAGAUACCACUGGUCCACCCAGGGCAAGUGCCAAAGCGACCAAAGCUAGGCACCAGCUUUGAGGACUUUUGGGUUCGUGCCGGUGAUCUUCCAGUUGAAGAAGGCGGCCUGCAAGCCUCAGAGGAUGGUCCGUUUUACACAGAAGAACUAGCGCGGAAAGAUGCCAAGAUAAUACUGAGGAUCGAGAAUGAAACGGAACCUGGUGGCUUGCUUGCUCCUGGUCGCUGCUCAUUAUUUGCACCCGAAGGAGAUGAAGAUGUUCCCCGACAAUGGGCACGCCAAGAUCACAUGGCCAAAGCCGUAGCAAAUUUCCGGAAGCUACUUGUUGCCGAGCAGCAGCGUCAUCGAUUCACCGCAAAGAAGCUUGCAGAAGCCUGUCGUGACGAGUGGAUACGAAGGCAGCCCAAGUCAGCGGAGCAGUUGGAAGCCGAAGCUCGAGAAUUAUGCCUGGCUCGAUACAAACAAGUCUUGAAAGCCAUGACUGGAACAUGGGAGAAUGUGCGCGCCUACGUCAACAAACAGCGCCUCGAAGCAUGGGAAAUUGAGGAACAAAAGCGAGUCAAGGCCGCUUUAAAUGAGGCAGUUAGUCUCUCGGAGCAGAAACUUCAGGCUCGGCGAGGGGGUAUUGAUUCUGAGCCUGUAUCCGACGAUGAUGGCUUUGAUGAUCUGAGUGACGAUAUGAGCGAUGGUAUGAGCACAAUGGAACAGGGAGAUUCAGACCUAGCAUCCGACGAAGGCAGCGACAAUGAUUCCGAUGAAGAUAGCGAUGUCAUGUCAUCCUCAGAAGAUGAGGAUGGUGAUGAUGUUAAAGACGUCGCCGACGAGGGCCUUACACAAGAGCAAUUGCGCUUGAAAUACGCCAACAUCCCCGACUUUGACCCUGGCAGCAAUGAGGAUGCCACCGAUGCGCCGACCGAUGCGCCGACCGAUGCUGCGACGACGCAAGUUGGGGCCGAAACAACCGACGUAGGUGCCGAAACGACCGACGAAUCGAUUGAUAUGGAUGACGACCUGGGGUCAAGCGAUAUGGGCGAAGCUGCUGGCAGUGAUGAAUCAGAGGAGGAAGAGUCAGAAAGUGAUGGUGGAGGCAUGCUAGGACUCUUGUUUGGCAAAUCUGAGCUUAAGAAAAUUAAGCAAGAAGCUGAAAGCGAAGCACCCACAGCUGCAGACGACACUGAGUUGCCAGCUUCGACAGCCGGCGUCAAGGAGGAGCAGUCCUACUUUGGCGAUGAUUUCGACGACGAAGAUGAAGUAACCUUGAUACAGCAUCCGGAUUUCCCCACAAAGGUUCAGGAGAGGCCAGUCGACAAGGACGAGUUUGUUAGUAUGGAGAAUGGCGGGCAUGGAGAGGAGUCAGAGGUCACGAAUCUGGUUGAAGCUGACGCGAUGGAGGUGGAUGAGGUACCAGUUGAAACAAACCCCAUGGAAACUGCCCAACCCGAAGUCGAGGAUCUAGCAAUGGCGAACCAUGAUGUGGAGUGCGAGACAGUAGAGCCGAAGCGACCCGCCAGUCCGGAGACAGACGCGAUGUCGAAUGCGCACACUGCAGAACCUACCCAGACGCCCGAGACUACCGAUACCAAGGCUUCAGAAGUGGACUCUUCUUCUGCGCCUAUACUAGCCAAGCCCAGCACAGAUGACGACAUAUCGGACUCCCCCGGCAAAGAAUUGACUCACAAGAUUGAAGUGCCUUUUCUCCUGCGAGGCACUCUGCGCGAGUACCAGCGGGACGGCUUGGACUGGCUUGCAGGAUUGUAUGCCAACCACACAAAUGGUAUACUGGCAGAUGAAAUGGGGCUGGGAAAGACUAUUCAGACAAUUGCACUGCUAGCGCACCUCGCGUGUCAACAUGAAGUCUGGGGGCCGCAUUUGGUUAUUGUGCCGACCAGCGUCAUGCUCAACUGGGAAAUGGAAUUCAAGAAGUGGUGCCCUGGGUUCAAGAUCCUCGCCUAUUAUGGUACUCAAGAGGAGAGAAAGAGAAAACGCCAGGGUUGGAAUAAUGAUGAUGUGUGGAACGUCUGCAUUACGUCGUACCAACUAGUGCUCCAGGAUCAGCAAGUGUUCAAACGUCGGCGAUGGCACUACAUGAUCCUGGACGAAGCGCACAACAUCAAAAACUUUAAAUCGCAGCGAUGGCAAACUCUACUUGGUUUUAAUACACGAGCGAGAUUGCUGCUCACUGGCACGCCGCUGCAGAACAAUUUAACGGAGCUGUGGUCGCUUCUGUUCUUCCUCAUGCCUGCGCAGAAUGGCGAGGGCGGCUUCGCGGACCUUCAAGAGUUUCACGAGUGGUUCCACAAACCCGAAUCUCAGAUUUUGGAGAGCGGCCGUGAGCAGAUGGACGAGGAGGCAAAGGCAAUCAUAUCCAAGCUCCACAAGGUUCUGCGGCCAUAUCUGCUGCGUCGAUUGAAAGCAGAUGUCGAGAAGCAGAUGCCAGCCAAGUACGAGCAUGUCGAGUUCUGUCGACUUUCAAAGCGUCAACGCGAGCUAUACGAUGGCUUCCUCUCUCGAUCGGAUACCAAAGAAACGCUGUCGUCUGGCAACUAUCUGUCCAUUAUCAACUGUCUAAUGCAACUGCGAAAAGUGUGCAACCACCCGGAUUUGUUCAUCGACCGGCCCAUCAUGACAUCGUUCCGCCAAGAGAGUUCAGUACCGGCAGAAUAUCAAGUGGCAGAGCAGCGCGUGCAGCGUCUUUUAUUACGAAAACAUCCGAUGCGCGAAGUCGACCUCGAAUUUCUCAACCUAGUGCCGGCGAAAAAGGAGCUACAGUCAAUCGCAGCCUGUGACCGCGUUGCUCAGCUCAGCUCGUACCGAAUCAUGAUUGAUAUGAAGGAAGCACAGCAUGUUCGCGCACAGUAUGCGUAUUCGCACUUGGAUCCCUUGACGGUUGAGUCCACGGUACGCUAUCUGGAGAGUGCAGCGCGAUGGGGCAGAUUUGAAGAAUUGCAACAUUCAGUGUACAUCAAUGCUCUUCGGCGCCAACAGAGACCCGUUUAUGGCUCCGACUUGAUCGAGAUGCUGACGAUUGAUGCGCACAAAAGGCCCUACCGACCUCGACCAAAGGUGUCAAAGUUUAUCAUGAGUUGGUUCGAGGAUGAGUCGUCGCACUUGAACGCCCUGACACCGAGCCUGCAUGAACGCGCAGAUGAGUACAAGAUUCUCAUUGAAAAGUUCUCAUGCGUCACUCCCGCCGUAGUCACAAGAGACAUGAACGAAAUUGUGUUGGGUCGCAAGGCGGCGGAACGGUUCAGCGACGAGGAUCUGAAGCUGUCUGCCCCUGUGCGUUGGGCACCUUUUCUACCAAAAGAGGCGCCAGCAGAUCCAUGGCACGAAGCGAGAAUGCGACACACUAUUCAAUUCCCAGACAAGCGACUUCUUCAGUACGAUUGCGGAAAGCUGCAAGCCCUGGACAAGCUCCUACGUAAGCUGCAGUCUGGCGGCCAUCGGGCGCUCAUAUUUACGCAGAUGACAAAGGUGCUGGAUAUUCUGGAGCAGUUUUUGAACAUCCACGGACAUAAAUAUCUGCGACUGGACGGUGCAACCAAGGUUGAACAGCGACAGAUCCUGACUGAUCGGUUCAACCACGACCCGCGCAUCUUGUGCUUUAUCCUCUCGACGCGAUCCGGCGGUCUUGGCAUCAACCUGACUGGUGCAGACACAGUCAUCUUUUACGACCAGGAUUGGAACCCGGCGAUGGACAAGCAAUGCCAGGAUCGAUGCCAUCGAAUUGGUCAGACGCGAGACGUGCACAUUUACCGACUGGUGAGCGAGCACACGAUCGAAGCGAAUAUUCUACGCAAGGCAUCGCAGAAGCAGAUGCUCGACGAUGUUGUUAUCCAAGAAGGAGAGUUCACUACGGACUACUUUAACAAGAUGUCGAUCAAGGAUGUGUUGGCGGACAAGGUUGACGAUACCAGUGAAGGCGUUUCUGCGGCGGAUGCUGCGCUAGAUCGUGUGCUGGGCGGGGGUGACGGCAACCGUGACCAACGGACGGUGGGCAGAGCGUUGGAGCAAGCUGAGGACCGGGAGGAUGUGGCGGCUGCUCGGGUGGCCGAGAAGGAGAUCCACGACGAUGAUGCCGACUUUACGGAGAGGGCAAGCGGCGCUCCGUCUGGCACGUCGACGGCACGUCAGGGAACACCGCUGGACAAGACGGACGUGGAGUUUGGCGACGACGGCCAAGUGGUGGAGGUGGAGUACAACGCGUACGGGACGCGGAUUGGGACGAUUGACGACUUCAUGCUGGCGUUUAUGCGGGAAGCACUGCGGUACACGAAGCUGGAUCUGCCCAAGGACAAGAAGAAGGGCAAGAAGAAGGGUAAGGAUACGAGGAAGCGGUGA
Molecule: messenger RNA, 5106 nt
Organism: Cordyceps fumosorosea ARSEF 2679
Lineage: Eukaryota; Fungi; Ascomycota; Sordariomycetes; Hypocreales; Cordycipitaceae
Product: helicase SWR1
Exons: 1
Coding region: 1-5106 (1701 amino acids)
Cellular component (GO): Swr1 complex
Molecular function (GO): histone binding; ATP hydrolysis activity; ATP binding
Source: RefSeq, a predicted model, not a curated record